Molecule: messenger RNA, 961 nt
Organism: Prorocentrum cordatum
Lineage: Eukaryota; Dinophyceae; Prorocentrales; Prorocentraceae
Source: the annotation of a GenBank genome assembly
AUGGGGGAGUCGGAGAGCGGCCACCAGGACGGCUACAGGGACGACCUCCUCAUCCAGCUCGAGGAAGUCCCAAGGCUGCAGAUGGCCUCGCACGGCUUCCAAAAGGUCCCAGACACCAUCCUCAAGGGCUUGGAGAACUGCGACGCCGGCAAGGCACACGCGGUGAUCAGCCCGCUCGAGGUCGCGACGGAGAUGCCGCAGGUCCAGGGCCUCUGGACCCCGACUGGGCAGCUCCCAUGCGUGAAGCACUUCGAGGGAAAGAACCCCCGCGCCAGCACGGCCCUCGCGAGGGAACCCGGGGCCGAGACCCUCCGCGCGGGGCGGCGUGCCGCUGUCCCGCCCUCGCACGCUCGCGGCCCUGCGGGGGGGGGUCUGCUGCCCGCGGGGGCGCUCGGCACUCCCCCGGGCGCGGAGCCCGUGGUGAUCCCUGGGCGUCUGCCGGCUACCCACGGCCCUCGAAAAGCCGUUGUGGCGGAGACCUGGCGCCCUCCGACCUUGGGCAGCGAGACCGUGCCGCGCCAGAAAAAGGCUGCGCCGCAGGCGGCACCACUCUGGCGGCACACAGCGCCGAGGGGCAAACGGCCGCGGCUUUGGUGGGCGGCCCCGUAUUGGCGCGGCCUCACUGGGUCGGCUGCGCGAGUAAGAAGGUACCCGCUCGCCCGCGCCGCGGGGGGUGGGGGGGGAGAACGAAGAGGAGGAGGAGAAGGGGGAGGAGCCCGAGGGAGUCCGCGGCGGAGGAGCGGCGCCAGCCCGCGCCAUUAGCCAGCAGGCCGCGCGCCAGAGGAGGCUCCGCGCGAGCCCUGCUCGUCGCGUGGGGAGGCCACAGACCUAACCUAAAGACCAAAGUGGUGGCUGCCCAUUAAAGAUAAGUCGUGAGCUCCACAGUGCGCGCAGGCGCCAUGGGCCGGAGAUGCGGCGUAGAGCUGUGCUCUCCUGUAGCGGGACGAUUGCACCAUGGCCA